Zeugodacus cucurbitae (melon fly) is the source of this 2348-nucleotide messenger RNA. RefSeq names its product N-acetylglucosamine-1-phosphotransferase subunits alpha/beta (gene Gnptab). The record is from RefSeq and is a predicted model, not a curated record. NCBI's taxonomy places the organism in Eukaryota, Metazoa, Arthropoda, Insecta, Diptera, Tephritidae. Gene Ontology annotation, cellular component: Golgi apparatus. Gene Ontology annotation, molecular function: UDP-N-acetylglucosamine-lysosomal-enzyme N-acetylglucosaminephosphotransferase activity. The coding region runs from base 228 to 2246 and encodes 672 amino acids. Gene Ontology annotation, biological process: carbohydrate phosphorylation; N-glycan processing to lysosome. The transcript is spliced from 4 exons.
AACAUAUAUUUUACAAAGUUCUGGCAACUUCAUUUGUUAUCAGCCGUAGCAGAGUGUGUUGAAUACAUAUGUAUUCGUUUAUUCUCUGAUUAUUGAAUGAAAGCAGAAUCAGCAAAAUUCGAAAAGAGAACUUUUAAAUUUAAUUGUAUAUAAUCCCAUAAAUAGUUGCUGUAAACAAAUAAUAAUAAAUACAAUGUUUUGAAAUCUAAAUAUUUUUAAAAUCCGAAAUGCGCAUCCAGAGGAAGUGGGGUAGAAUGUUAAAAAAUAAUUGGAAAAGAUUACGCCGGAGACGAUUGCUGAUUGUGUUUGGAAUAGUAGUACUUUCUUCGAUUUUUCUAGUUACAAGAAAAAACUUGGGUAUGAAACAAUCGUAUUGUGAACCCAUAGACGUAGUUUAUACUUGGGUUAAUGGUUCUGAUCCUUUAUUUAUUGAAUCGGCAAGGCGAUAUAAUCCUAAUUAUGAUCCGGCAAGAUUCGACGAUAAAAAUGAACUUCGCUAUUCAUUGCGAUCUCUCGAGAAGUAUGCACCUUGGGUGCGUCACGUUUACAUCGUAACUAAUGGACAAAUUCCGCAUUGGUUAGAUCUUAGUUUUGAAAAGGUUACAGUAGUGCCGCACGAAUUACUUACUCCAAAACCCGAAUUACUACCUACAUUUUCAAGUUCUGCUAUUGAAACAUUUAUUCACCGUAUACCAAAUCUCUCGCAACGAUUUCUCUAUUUGAAUGACGAUAUAUUCCUUGGUGCUCCACUAUAUCCAGAAGACCUAUAUACACACUCUGAAGGUGUGCGCAUCUAUCAAGCUUGGAUGGUACCAGAUUGCGCCGAUGAUUGCCCUUGGACAUACAUCGGCGAUGGAGCAUGUGACCGUCAUUGUAAUAUUGCCAAAUGUCAGUAUGACGGAGGUGACUGUAACUCUUUCGGUUCAGACAAAAGCGAGGAAAAUAUAAUGGAGCACAAUGUAAAUGAAAAUAAGAGCGUCAAAAUAAUUACACCAUCGCCUCUAAAUUCAACCAGACACGUAGAAAUAAGGCAUUUUCCAUUACGAAAAAAAUUUCGUAAUAAAAAACAUUCUACCCAACGUAACGGAUCACACUUCCGAGAGCUAGUGCUUCAUAAAAAUUUGAGCACACUUGCAGAGCUAAGGCAUAUUGUCGAUAACUAUAAUAACCAACUAAAGUCAAAUAGUCAGACCAAGGAAUCUGUACUAUCCACACAGGCUUCAGAUCAAAUUAUGAAACGAUUCGAGGAAGGCAUGGAAAAAACAUCAAAAAACGAAUCCAGUAAGGAUAUAUAUUCCCAUUCCUUAAUAAAUACGAACAUGCUGUUAAAUCGUUUCUAUGGAUUCAAAGCCCGCAACGUAUUGGCGCAUGUUGGAUUCCUGCUCGAUCGCAAUAUAAUAAAUGACAUGCAGCAAAAAUUUUCUAAAGGGAUAGACGUUACGAUAUCUAAUCGGUUUCGCUCAACAAAUGACUUACAAUUUGCUUUUAUAUAUUACUCGUUCCUUAUGAGCGAAAGAUCUACUUUAACAGUGGAAGAAGUGUUUGACGAGUUCGAUACUGAUGACUCACAUACAUGGUCCGAUCGCGAAGUGCGAACAUUUUUGGCCCGCAUGUACCCUCUGCCUCUGGACUGGUCUGCAGUACGUUUUUUCGAAGAAGUUGUAAGUAACUGCUCUCGUGAUUUGGAUAUGCCUUCACGCAAUGGCUAUUAUGAAUAUACUACUUUGGUGUAUGAACGUUACGAAGAUUCAAAUGUGCCGACUAUAACUCGUCAGUUGGUCGCACAAUGUCGUUUGCUGGCGGAAGCGUUAGAAACGAAUUUUGCUACCAGAACUAAAUAUAAAUAUAAUAUAAAUCCUAAAAGAGCUAUCCACAACAAUUUUAUGAUGUUGACAUCUAACAUAACAGAUGUAGUGGAUGGUUUUGACAAAAUACGUCGAAAUCCACGAAAAUUUAAUUGCAUUAAUGAUAAUUUGGAGCCCCUCCUAGCCGAAGAUAAUGAACUAAUACGUCACUUAUUAGAAGACUUCUAUCUUUCAUUUUUUCCUCGGCGUAGUAGUUAUGAGUUACAGUUCGAAUACAGGAAUCGAUUCACAACCUGGCAAGAUUACCAAAGAUGGCGUAGACGUAAGCGUGCUGCCCUUGUGGUAGGAUAUGCAGCCAGUGUGAUUCUUAUUUUAUUUAUUAUAAGAUACAUAUGUAUACACAAAACAAAGAUUGCACGGCGAUAUGUGCAAAGUCUGUAAAUAUUUUUAGUAUUAUGUUCAUAUUUUUGAUGUGAAAGUAAGAUAAAUGUACUUAUGACCUUUCAAGAAAUCCAUAAAAUAAAAAAAUUGUUGAUAAUGAAA